AUGUCAACAACAGAGAACACAACAACAGUUAUAGUCCAUGAAGCUAUAAAUGAAGAAUACGAGUACAUACAGUUUAACAAACAACUCCGUCUCAUUCGUUCGGUCAAAGACGAUAUGUACCAAAUGCAAAGUAUUUUGACAGCAUGUUUUGCUCCAGAUACUAAGCUUCCUAAAGACUGGUUUAGGAACCAAAGCACACAAGAACUUUUGAGCGAAGCACAGCGAGACAUACUUUUUUCUGAAAACAGUGAAGAACAGCGAGUAGGUAAAAAACCCCAGUCGCCAAAACUCUAUGAAAAUCGUGAAAAAUUGCCAAACGGUUUGAGAGGAUAUUAUGUACAUAGACUUCUUGUAAAUGCUGUUGCAAUGUGGGCUUCGCCUCGUUAUGCUUGGUAUAUUUACAGACUUCUUGACGAAAUUCAUAGACAAGAACGUGAAGAGAUGGAAAACAAGCUUGAAGCAAAAGACAAAAGCAUUCAGAAAAGAAUACUACGUUCGGUACCAAAAGGAAAGGAAAAGAACUAUAAGUAUAUGAUUUAUACUGAAGAGAUGGAAAAUGAAGAAGAUAAAGAUAUGGUUAUGUUGCAUUUAGUCAGAAGAAACAACAAAAGCUUUUACGACCUUGCUAAGAUUUACAAAUCUGACAGAAAUUGGUUCUAUCGCGAAAACUUACCGAUUUCAAUGACCCCAAAUGAAGAUGUGAAACAAAUAGUUCAAGAUACGUUACCUCAAACACACUAUGAUAUGAAAGGUUGUACAAUACUUACCUUCAAAGAAGACUUACCGCUACUGAAAGAAAAAAUAACAGAGUAUUUGACAACUUCAAACAAGCAGAGUAA
Molecule: messenger RNA, 839 nt
Organism: Trichomonas vaginalis G3
Lineage: Eukaryota; Parabasalia; Trichomonadida; Trichomonadidae
Product: KilA, N-terminal/APSES-type HTH, DNA-binding family
Exons: 1
Source: RefSeq, a predicted model, not a curated record